UGGGAUGUCACAGAUAGAGAGCGUGUGACAUGGCUCUCGAUGGACAACAUGUCACACACAGCAACAGGAACUGGAAGUCUGGAAGAUGAGGCCAUGGCUGCCUGUCAGUGUCAUCAGGGAAUCUUUGUCUGCAUACAGUCAACCACCACCAUAAACUUCUUGAAUGCCUAUGGGUCGGAUCUCAGUCCCAAAAAUUCCGAUUGGCGACCCCCUGAACAAGCGAGCAGUCAUCUCAGAUAUUUCGACCGCGGUCUCAUACGUGAUCAGAUUGUUGGACCAUGGUGCUGGGAAUGUUCUGGCGAUCAGUGGGGCUGGGAUGAGUGUGGAUUCAGGCAUCCGUGCCUACAGAGGUGCCAAAGGAUCUUACAUUAUCAAUAAAUCAUAUCGACCCAUAUUCUUUCAUGAAUUUUUGGAGUCUCACAGUUUUCGGAUACGAUACUGGGCUCGAUCGUACUUGGGUUAUCCUACGGUCCGAGUUGCCGAACCCAACGUGGGACAUUAUGCGGUUGCAGCAUUGAUGAAGAUGGGGUACAUCCGGCACUUGAUCACACAGAAUGUAGAUCGAUUACACCACAAAGCUAUCGGCGUCAAACAGGACAGUCAUGCACCGGAUUACUUCAAUCCCCAUCCCAAUAUCUUGGAGCUUCAUGGAACCCUAAAACAUGUCAAUUGUUUAUCCUGUGGCCACCAAAUCGACCGAGACGAUUUCCAAGAUCUGCUUUCCGAGUUAAACCCAUCAUGGAAAAACUAUGCUGACACCCUACAGAGCAUCGGCCAGGAAGUCAAAACCAAUCCCGAUGGUGACGCUGAUGUAAAGGAUAAAUCGUUCGACUCCUUUGUUGUACCUAAUUGUGAGAAAUGCACUGUUGGGCUUCUAAAACCUGCUGUAACGUUUUUCGGAGAAUCGCUGAGCAAAGAAGCCAAGGAGCUGGCCAACCGACGCGUCUCAGAAGCCACGAAUCUGCUCCUUCUGGGGACUUCACUGACGACCUAUUCGGCGUUCCGAUUAGUAAAAGAACUCAAGGAGAAAGCCGGCUCGCAAAUCGGGAUGAUCAACAUUGGGACGACUCGAGCGGACGAGUUGAUUGACUGGAAGAUUGGCUCCCAUCUGGAUACUGGUGGCUUAGGAUGCAGUCAAGUACUCAAAGAGGUCGGAUUACAAUUGGCCGCACGUCAGCGUUUGCCCGAUUCACAUCCAGUCAUCGAAUUGUUGCACAGUGGGGUCAUGAAACCACUGGAUUGACCAGCCAGUCCCUUCCUCGUCCCAUGCUUCAAUUUGGAUGCAGUGUAUAGAAUAUAGAUGAUUGUAUAGACAAGUUUAAAUUUUUGUUUCUACAUAAUGGAUGUUUCAAAUACUAGAUGUUGUCAUGUUUAAUGCAAGCUUGACUGUAACUGCAACCCAUGGUCUUAGAUUAGGGGAUCAUGAAUUCGAUCCAUGGGAUUGUAUUUGAAACAU
Puccinia graminis f. sp. tritici CRL 75-36-700-3 is the source of this 1456-nucleotide messenger RNA. RefSeq lists its product as uncharacterized. Bases 164 to 1243 code for a protein of 359 amino acids. Gene Ontology annotation, molecular function: NAD+ binding. The record is from RefSeq and is a predicted model, not a curated record. The transcript has 8 exons. Lineage: Eukaryota; Fungi; Basidiomycota; Pucciniomycetes; Pucciniales; Pucciniaceae.